GUCAGAGGUCACCCAGAGGAAGAGGAAAGAGGACCGCGAAGGGACAACAGAAGAGGGUGAAGUGCGCAUGCGAGUUAGCUGGCUUUUGGACAUUCCUAGGAAAAUGCCACCGAAGAAUAAGGGAAAGGCAAAAAAAGGGAAGAAGAAAGCAACUGAAGGAGACAACAUUGAAGAGAAAUACAAACAAACUGUACAUCAAGUGGAAUCACUAAAAAACCAGUUAGUUCUGCGGAGGGACAGUGCAAGACAGGCCUUGCUGGUCAAGGAGGAAUGGAAGGUGAAGCUACAGGUUCUCAAGAAUGACUUGAAAGAAGAGCAGGCCAUUAAGAAAUCGAUUCAUUCAGAUAUGACCCGUCAGUACAAGACAAUGCGGUCAGAACUGGACCUUCGAGUCCAUCAGCUGGAGAUUGAGGUCGGUCAUCUGCAGCAGCAGCUCACUUUGUGUCAGCAACAGCUAGUGAAGACACAGGAGGAGAAAGUGCAAAUCAUCAAGGAGAAAGAUUCCACCAUCAAAGAGCUCCAGAUGAAAAUUAACAACAUGGAAACUGAAUAUGAGGCCAUCCUCCAUAGUAGCCUGGACCUGCUGCUGAAUGAGCUGAAGAAGGCUAGGCUGCAGUGGGAGAAAGCAGCAACAAACUUACACGCAGAGCACAAGAAGAAACUGCUUGAAUUUGGGCUCAAUCCACUGGACAUUUAAUGCAUGGGUGGCAUGAGAGAGAUUAUCUGAGUGCCUUCAUCUCCAUUCAAACCUUUCCAAUUCCCAGUGCCUUCUGUUAGAUAAUUGACUGUAAAUCUAAAAGUUCCUGUUUUUUUUUGAGAUAAUAAAAAUACUAUUUUUAACC
Hypanus sabinus (Atlantic stingray) is the source of this 842-nucleotide messenger RNA. RefSeq names its product coiled-coil domain containing 153 (gene drc12). The transcript is spliced from 7 exons. The record is from RefSeq and is a predicted model, not a curated record. NCBI's taxonomy places the organism in Eukaryota, Metazoa, Chordata, Chondrichthyes, Myliobatiformes, Dasyatidae. Bases 68 to 697 code for a protein of 209 amino acids.